CGCACUUUGUCCUUGCGCACUCCGCACUCAGCUCACUUGGUUCCUCAGGCUGUUAGUCUGCUCCUCACAGAGGCACCAUGCCGAGUCCCGUGCGCUCAUCCUGCGCUUUCAUCAUCGCUUUUCUUCUGCUCUCCGGAUGCCACUGCGAUGAUAGAAAACUCAUGGUCUUCCUCAUCGACGGUUUCCGCUAUGACUACAUAGACGAUCUACAGAACCUGCCGGGGUUUAAAGAAAUUGUGUACAACGGCGUCAAAGUGGAUUACAUGACCCCGGACUUUCCAAGUCUGUCCUACCCCAAUUAUUACUCCCUCAUGACCGGUCGCCAUUGUGAUGUGCACCAAAUGACGGGGAAUUAUAUGUGGGAUCAGGACACGUCAGAGGAAUUUCUAAUUGGAACCAAUCCAGGCAGCCGCUUACCAAUGUGGUGGGACGGCUCUGAACCCCUCUGGGUAACACUGCAGAAACUACGCAAGAAAGUCUACAUGUACUACUGGCCAGGUUGUGAAGUGCAGAUUCUUGGUGUAAAUCCCACAUUCUGUGAGAAAUAUGUUUCCAGUCCUUCUCUGAAGAAUCUAAAUGAUGCCAUAGAGAAUGGUCUCAAUGUGCUAAAGAAUGAUAUGGCAGAUAUGGUAGCUGUGUAUUAUGAGAACAUUGAUGUGGAAGGGCACCACUUUGGUCCUGGGUCGGAACAGGUGCGGACUGCUAUCCACUCACUGGACACGGCAUUCCAGACUUUAAACUACAAGAUCAAGGAGAAAGACUUGGAUGAUGAUCUGAAUGUCAUCAUAUUCUCUGACCAUGGGAUGACUGACAUCAAGUGGAUGGAUAAGAUUAUUGAACUGGAGGCUUAUAUAAACAUGUCCAAUAUCAUAAAGAUGAUGGACAGAGGCCCAGUUGUCAGUCUGUGGCCUAAACCAGCAAUGCUUGAAGAGAUAUAUACAGCAUUGCAGGCAGCACAGAACAUGAAGGUGUAUCGGACACAUGACAUCCCAGAUCGCUAUCACUAUAAGAGUGGGAAAUUUGUCUCACCAUUAACACUUGUUGCUGACCCUGGAUGGUUCAUCACUGAGAACAAAGCUGAGCUGCCUUACUGGCAGAAUGGUACAGGAGAGCCCCAGGGCUGGCAGCACGGUUGGCAUGGCUAUGACAAUGAGUUCCUGGACAUGAGGGGCUUUCUUCUGGCUCAGGGACCAGCCUUCAAGAAGAAUUUCCGAGCAGGCCCGAUCAGAUCAGUGGAUGUGUAUAAUUUAAUGUGCAACACCCUUGCCAUCAAUCCCCUUCCCAACAAUGGCUCCUGGUCUCGAGUGCAGUUUAUGCUGACGAGCUCUGCUUAUGCUGUACAGCCUGUGCUGCUUUACAGCUGUGUGCUGGCAAUCCUGGUGAUGCUACUGUCUGCUCGGAUUUAGAAACAACACACACAUCUUCCUUCUGCAGAACUGCACUAGGGCUUAAAUCAGUGCUGUUUAAAGGCCAUUUGAUGGUCAACUGAUGAUCUCGGAACUAUAUAUAUAAUUAUUGCUAUGUUUCAGUACACUAUAUCAGAAAAUGUGGGACACAAAAAACUAGAAACCUCAGUUAUGUAGCCAAAUAUAGCUAAAAUGGCAGAGAUGAAAUGCUGUUUAGGUUGAUAAAGGAUGAUCCAACUCUUGGCACAUACACAAUGAAUUAAAGCAUGUCUAAGGUCAGAUACUUGCUUGGCAUUAUGAAAGAACAGUCUUUCAUUGUUUUAUGAUUUGCUUCACUAUGACACAAUGACAGAUACUUUUAAUUCUAUUACACUAAUUUACCAUGCAGUCAGUGUUGUGGAUGGUUUUGUAUCCAGUCUGUUUUGGUCCUAAUGGCAGUAAAAUAAGAAUUGGUGCUUUUUUUUUCAAACUCCAAGUUUCUGCACUCUACUGAAUGUAAAGAAAUAUGUUGUAUUAAUUUUCCAGCAAGUAAAGAUCUGUUUUCUCAUCAUCACCAUUUCUGAAUAAAAUUGUAUGUGUCAGGUUUAGAAAUCAUGCAGUUUUUGAAAUAAAAGAGAUGUUUUUGUUCUA
Molecule: messenger RNA, 2036 nt
Organism: Pangasianodon hypophthalmus (striped catfish)
Lineage: Eukaryota; Metazoa; Chordata; Actinopteri; Siluriformes; Pangasiidae
Gene: enpp6
Product: ectonucleotide pyrophosphatase/phosphodiesterase 6
Exons: 8
Coding region: 78-1406 (442 amino acids)
Source: RefSeq, a predicted model, not a curated record